This is a messenger RNA of Vicia villosa (hairy vetch), 1527 nucleotides long. RefSeq lists its product as uncharacterized. Bases 1 to 1527 code for a protein of 508 amino acids. The record is from RefSeq and is a predicted model, not a curated record. Gene Ontology annotation, molecular function: nucleic acid binding; zinc ion binding. NCBI's taxonomy places the organism in Eukaryota, Viridiplantae, Streptophyta, Magnoliopsida, Fabales, Fabaceae. The transcript has 2 exons.
AUGAGUACCAAUAAUCGAAUUCCUUCCAAUUUACCGAUUCUUGAUUCGAAGAAUUAUGAUAAGUGGUCUAAGCAAAUGAAAGUCAUGUUUGGAUAUCAAGAAGUUCUUGAUAUCGUCAACAAUGGUGUCACACCACUUGGGGAUGAACCUACAGCUGCACAUCAAGCCACCUUCAAGGAAGAGAAGAAGAAAGAUUACAAAGCUCUCUUCUUGAUACACUCUUGCGUCGAUGGUGAUAAUUUCGAAAAGGUUAGUGAUUGCGAGUCUGCGAGGCAAGCUUGCUUAAUUCUUAAGAAAGCAUAUGCUGGGGCUGCGAAGGCGAAGUCGUGUGGGGAAACUAUCUUAGAGCAGAAUGUUGUGUCAAAAAUCUUACGUCCGUUAACGUCAAGAUUCGACAACAUUGUAGUGGCUAUUGAAGAGUCGAAGGAUCUUACGUCGUUGGGCAAGGAUGAGCUUCAAAGUUCCCUAGAAGCACAUGAACAAAGAAUGGACGAGAGAGGAAGCGAUAAGUCAAAGACGGAGAUUGCUUUGCAAGCUCGUUUCAAUGAAAGGAGUAAAGGUUCGAAAGGGAAAUGGCCUUCGAAAGGGAAGCAAGGUGAUGGUGAUUCUAAAAAUUCGAAGGGACAAAAGGGUGAGAGCAGCAACUCAAAUGGUUAUGGUGAUCGGAGCAACGCGAGAGGUGGAAAACCAAAAGACAUGAGUAAAAUACAAUGCUGGAAAUGUAAGAAACUUGGACAUUUUCAAGCAAAGUGUGGUGCUAAACAGCUGGAAUCUAAAGGGGAUGAAGCCAAGGUUGCGAGGCAAGAGGUGGAUAAUGAAGCCACACUAUUAAUGAUGAUUACCGAUGAGUGUGAUGGCAUGACAGAGGUGCUGGAUAGCAGCUGCAAGUCACGGGAGAGCAGCUGCAGUAGUGCAGAAAACACGACAAUUUUGAGCUCGGAACAAAAUGUGAUGAUUUCGGUUCGAGAUGGAACCCAAGGCAACGAGGAGUGGUACUUAGACUCCGGGUGUUCAACGCAUAUGACGGGAAGAAGAGAUUGGUUUAUGCAAAUCAAUCAAGUGGCGAAAAAUAAAGUGAAGUUUACGGACGAUUCCACUCUCAUGGCCGAAGGUGUCGGUUAUGUGUUGAUCGAUAAAAAGGAUGGUGGACAUUCUAUGGUCAAGGGUGUGCUAUAUAUUCCAGGUAUUAAGUGUAAUCUUUUAAGUAUUGGUCAAUUGCUCGAAAAGGGUUACAACAUACGGUUGGAAGAUAAGAUCUUGCGGGUUGUUGAUGCUAGUGGUGUGUUGAUCCUAAAGGCUCCUAUGGCUACCAAUAGGACUUUCAAAGUUGAGCUGAAAGUAUUGGAGCAUAGUUGUUUAGCUACAGGUGCAAGUAGAGAGGAGUGGUUAUGGCACUAUCGUCUCGGUCACUUGAAUUUCUGUGAUCUCAAAGUGUUGCAACAAGAAGGUAUGGUUACCGGGCUGCCACACAUUAACGUUCCAGCGGAGUUGUGUGAAGAAUGUGUGAAAGGAAAGCAACAAAAAUGA